AUGAUCGUUAACGUUGCAUCAAAUACUGUUUUAUGCCGUUGUUUUCCGAAUUAUUUAGACGGUCCUGCACUUGAUUGGCUUUGUGCUUUGCCUGCAGGUUCUAUCUCACAAUUUCAACAGCUAGCCAAGCUAUUUGAAGACCACUUUGCUAGAUUUGCAAUUUAUCUGCACGACUCAGAUUACCUGAACACAAUCAAGCAGGAACAAAACGAAAGUUUGAAGGACUACAUGACUCGCUUCACGAAAGUCGCUAUCAGCAUACCCGACCUCCACCCUGAAGUCCAUCUGCACGCUAUCAAAAGCGGACUCCGACCUGGAAAGUUCCAAGAAACCAUCACGGUAGCCAAGCCAAAGACUCUUGUCGAGUUCCACGAGAAAGCCAAAGGACAAAUUGAUAUCGAAGAGCUUAGACAAGCUCGAAAGUCUGACAAAACAUAUUACAGAGAUGAAGAUAAAGCACCAAAUAGUAAGAAAAGUUUUAAGCUAACGCAUCGAUUUGAUUCUUAUACACAGUUCAACACUAAGCGAGAGGACAUAAUCAAAGAGAUCCUGAAUUCAAAACUGAUUAAGUCACCAAGGAAGGCCGGUACCUAUCAAGAUACUAAGAACAUGGACAAGUCUAAAUAUUGCACUUUCCACCAGAAGUACGGUCACACUACUCACGACUGUGUAGUGGCAAAAGAUCUCUUAGAACGGCUAGCUCAGCAGGGCCACCUUGACAAGUACAUCGGAGGUCACAUCCAACGACGUUCAACACCUCCCACAUCCAAUGAGUCGACUGAACAACAACACCGAGGAAAAGAAAAUGCAUCCUCAAGCCAAUAUGAAAAGCCUCGAGGUAUAAUUAAUUGUAUUUCAGGGGGAUACGCCAGUGGAGGGUCCUUAAGCUCGGCAAGGAAGAGAUCGUUCCGAGCUAUAUGCUUGGUAAAUGGACCACAGCGUGAAGCUCAACACGCGACACAACUCCCAAAAGUGACAUUUACGCAUGCAGACUUCGAUUCCAGCAUACAGAACCUAGAUGACCCCGUGGUUAUCACUCUUCAAUUGGGAGAUCUGUUAGUAAGGAAAGUACUUCUAGAUCCAGGCAGUAGCGCCGACGUUCUGUUCUAUUCAACAUUCCAAAAAAUGAAGCUGAGUGACAACAUCCUCCAGACAACAGGGGGAGACCAUGUCAGUUUCUCGGGUGAGCGAGUUCCGGUAUUAGGGUCAGUGUUGUUAAAAAUCACACUAGGUGAGCAUCCUCUUUCAAAAACUUGUGAUAUUCAAUAUUUAGUAGUAGAUUGCUUCAGUCCAUAUAAUCUUAUACUCGGCCGACCUUUCUUAAACAAGUUCGACGCAAUCGUAUCUACAGUUCACAUAUGUGUUAAGUUUCCUCUGCAGGACGAUCACGUUAUAACAAUUCAUGGAGAUCAUAAAGAGGUAUGCCAAUGUUACAACAUCAUCAUAAAACUCCCAGAUCGUUCAAAACCACAAGUCAACAAUGUCCACCUUGCCACUAGCAGCUCGGCAUUAGCCGACCUAGAUCCAAGAGCCAACUUCCUUGAGCGGCCUACACCAUCCAGAGAAUUACAAAAAUUAUAUUUCAAUACUGACCCUAAUAAAUUUACUUAUAUAGGUACGUCAAUAAGCACGGGAGAACUGCAGGCAAUAACGACCUUUCUACAAGAGCAAGUUGACCUCUUUGCAUGGACGCCUUCUGACAUGCCCGGCAUCGACCCAUAG
Messenger RNA from Arachis stenosperma, 1722 nucleotides. RefSeq lists its product as uncharacterized. The record is from RefSeq and is a predicted model, not a curated record. Lineage: Eukaryota; Viridiplantae; Streptophyta; Magnoliopsida; Fabales; Fabaceae. The transcript has a single exon. Bases 1 to 1722 code for a protein of 573 amino acids.